Molecule: messenger RNA, 192 nt
Organism: Clunio marinus
Lineage: Eukaryota; Metazoa; Arthropoda; Insecta; Diptera; Chironomidae
Source: the annotation of a GenBank genome assembly
AUGGAAAAAAUUGUCGCAUUAAAGAAAGACGAAACGUCUCCUGAAAGAUGGAAAUUCCAGUUUAAUGGUGACUUAUGUUUAUGGUUUAAGCACGUCGGUAGACACUUGAUGAAUUUAGUCAUUCUUGUCAGACGUGUAAAUUUAGCACCAAAAGUCAGAAGGAAAACACUUUUUCCAACGAGAGCGAAAUGA